AUGGACGCCUGCAUCGCCCAGUCGACCAACUUUUUCCCAUCAUACGACGGCGGAGCCGACGCAGAACCCAUCCCUCACCAAAUCGCCGAUGCGAGCGACUUCUCCAUCCUCCAUGGCCCCCUCGCCCUCUCCACCCGUCGUCCCACCUUGGCACUCGACGCUCGGAGAAGCUGCUUCUUGCUCCUUCGCCUCUGCUCGCUCACCGACACCGACCAGCCGAAAGCAUCGCCGCCGAGCAGAGGAGACGGCACAGGCUCGGAGAGGCUCACGCCGCUUCGCAUCGGAAGCAGGACGCCCACCACCCACCCCCAUCGUCUCCUCCUCACUAGUACCUGCGCGGUGCAGAUGAGUGUGCGCCGAUGGAGUGCUGCUCCUCGGUCCUGGUACGUGCACCACCAACAUGUCCCGAUACGCCACCAGGUCAACGUUCACGCCCUCGCCGUCCAUGCCCGCGCCGUCGCCCACACCCACGUCCACGCCCCCGCCCACGUCCACGUCCACGCCCACGCCCACGCCCACGUCCACGCCCGCACCCACAUCGCAAGCCCACUCCCCCACGGCAGGGUGCGAAUGCGAACGGAGACCUCUCGUCGCACUCCCACGUUGUCCCUUGGUCCCUCCAACCCGCCUGGCGCUCUAGCUUCGAGCAGGAGAGAGAGUCAAGACAGAUCCUCCUUGGUCCUUGCCGCGCGCGCUAUGGAACCGGGUGACUCUGGAUCCCGGCAAAGGUCGGUCUUACAUUCCUCCAACCAGCUCCCCUCCCUCCUUGCUGCUGCUGCUCCUCCGUUUCGCCUCGUCCGUCCCCGUCCCAUAUUAACACGUCCCUUCGCCCGCAGUCGUCACUCGUCCACCUCCGUUUCCGAACCUCAACAGCACCAGCACCAGCACCAGCACCAGCACCGCCAGACCAACCCUCGGCGUCCGCACCAGCCAAACCCGCCGCCGCCCUCCUUUCUUCCGCCCCAGCCAGAUAGGCGCCAUCCGCACGAGCAGCCUGCCAUGGCGACGGCCACGGUCCUCGCCCCGAGCGCUCACUACCCCCCCCAGGCCUCCUACUCGUCCGGCUACCCUCAGUACUCGUCGGCCCCCGGCGCCGCCUCCUCCAGCAUGAUCUCGCCCGCGCCCCGGCGGUCGUCGGACGACAACGAACCGUCCGGCCGUCAGUCCCUGCCGUCCAUCUCCGAGGUCAUCUCCGGCACGAGGCCGAGCCAGUUCCCCCCGCCCUCGCAGGCGAGCCUGCCGCCCGGCUCGAGCCUGCCGUCGCCCUUCGCCCAACCCGCCCACCAGUAUCCCGAAUCCGACAAGCACUCGCCACCCCAACCCCUGCACCCGGCGCCGACCUUCCCCUCGAGGCCGGAGGCGCUGUCGGCCUUGACGGACUCGCCGAGGCCGUCGUCGUUCAACGGCCGGCACAGCCUUCCUCCCGUCUCGGACCGCCGUCCGACGCCGCCCUUCAAGUCGGAACACGCCCCUCCGCAUCACCAAAGCCCGUCGGACUCGCACCCGCCGAACGGCAGCUUCCCGCAUCCUCCUCACCCGACGCCGGCCCCCACCUCUCACCCCUAUCCGCCGACGCAGCUUCCGCCCGGCCAGAUUCCGCUUCCGAGCUACCCCGUCUCCCCGCGGCACGGCAUGCCCAUCGUGUCCGGUCACUACGACCCGCGGGCGCAGCCCGUGCACGCCGAGGAUGCCGAUUUCGCCAACCGCGCCCGCUACGAGCAGCCGCCGAAUCGACACUUCGAGACGUGGAGCUAUCAAGACUCGUUGAGCCGCAUCGGUUCCUCGUCCCGCACCGUCUUCAACUUCGCUGAGGCCUACACGAGGAUCGCGAGGGAGCAGCACGGAUCGCAGCCCAUACCCCAGAGGCUGCCCACGGAGCGAGAGGUGGGCGAGAUGCUCGCCAACGUCGACCUCAUCAAGCGCUCGCUCGAGCAGGUCAAAGAUGCCGUGCAAGCGUCCAUCCAGAGCGAGCGGUCCAGAGAAGGCACCAAGGUGGCGGGGCACUACGAGGAGGAGCACGAUCACGCCAUGUACGACGGCAUGAAGCCUCAGUACGCCAUUCAACACGAAGUCAAGAAGAGGCGAGGGGUACGUUUUGUCUCGGACGUGGCGCGCGCGCGCCCUGAGCUGAGGAGCAUCGCUAACCGUUGCCGCAGCGUGCCGCCCCGCCCGGCCGAUGCCAUAGCUGCAACAGAAUCGACACGCCCGAGUGGAGGCGAGGGCCCGACGGCGCGAGGACGCUGUGCAACGCGUGCGGACUUCACUACGCAAAACUGGAGAGGAAACGACAGCUCGAGGCUCGAUCGAUUCGGCCCAAACCGGAAGACAGGAGCUAAAAUGCACGACAAGGUCGAAUCGGCCGCCGGCGGGACAUGCCACGGCACGACCGUGGCAGCGCGGCCCUGGGCAGCUCGAGGUUGCCUCGACGCCCACGCCGUCCGAAUCUAG
Messenger RNA from Drechmeria coniospora, 2448 nucleotides. RefSeq lists its product as uncharacterized. NCBI's taxonomy places the organism in Eukaryota, Fungi, Ascomycota, Sordariomycetes, Hypocreales, Ophiocordycipitaceae. The record is from RefSeq and is a predicted model, not a curated record. Bases 1 to 2448 code for a protein of 815 amino acids. The transcript has 5 exons.